This is a messenger RNA of Bipolaris maydis ATCC 48331, 661 nucleotides long. Its product is annotated as Zn-ribbon protein. NCBI's taxonomy places the organism in Eukaryota, Fungi, Ascomycota, Dothideomycetes, Pleosporales, Pleosporaceae. Gene Ontology annotation, molecular function: serine-type peptidase activity; lipase activity. Gene Ontology annotation, biological process: proteolysis. The record is from RefSeq and is a predicted model, not a curated record.
AUAGCUCUCAUGAUUCACGGUGGUGGUCACAUGACCCUUUCUCGCAAGGCAGUUCGCCCCGCGCAAACAAACUUUCUGCUCGAGAAUGGUGUUUUGCCAGUUAGCAUAGAUCAUCGACUCUGUCCAGAAGUCAACAUCAUCGAUGGGCCUAUCACAGACACUCUUGAUGCCUACAAAUGGAUGACAACCGCCUUGCCCAAUUUGGCACGAGCUAAGGGCAUUGUAGUCGACCCUGAACGAGUUGUAGUCAUUGGCUGGUCCACCGGAGGUCAGCUUGCCAUGACAACGGCGUGGACAGCCAAGUCUGCUGGUGUGAGACUACCACGUGCCAUUCUGAGCUUCUAUUGUCCCACAGACUUUGAGUCUGGAGAUUUGGACAAGCGCCGAGCUGAAGAGUAUCCGGAGAGAACAAUGAAGUUGAAAGACAUUAUCAAGGCACUGCCGAAGAAACCCCUCACCCAAUACGACGGUAAUGGGACUGAUACUACUGGCUUAGGCUGGGUCCGUCCGGGCGACCCCCGCUCUGAGCUCGUUUUAUCGCUUUUCAAGGAGGGCAAUGGCCUCCCUCUUCUCCUAAACGGCCUUCCUAAAGACAGUAUUAACGAACAUGACUCAUCUGACGAUGAUUCUGAGGAGGAUUCUGAAGACAGCGACGAGGAAG